AUGGAGGCUCCUCCAGUGACCACCAUGCCUGUUUCAGGCGGGACCAUCAACAUGAUGGAAUAUCUACUUCAAGGCAGCAUUCUUGAUCAAGGUCUAGAGAGCCUCCUCCAUCGCUUGCGUGGUUUAUGUGACAACAUGGAGCCUGAGACAUUUGCUGACCAUGAGAGUGUGUACUUGCUAAAGGGUCAGCAAGCCAGCCCCUUUGUACUUCGUGCCCGACGGCCUCUUGACCGACCAGGAUCUCCAUGGCACCUCCGCUAUCUUGGACAGCCAGAGGCAGGAGACAGAAGUCGUCACACUUUGGUCAGGAACUGUGUUGAUAUUGCAACCUCAGAAGUCCUGCCUGAAUUUCUACAAGAAAUGGGCUUUAGAAUGGACCAUGAAUUUGUAGCAAAAGGACAUUUGUUUCGUAAAGGAGCCAUGAAAAUAGCUGUGUUCAAAGUGUUUCGUGUUUUAGUGGCAGGAACAGCUGAGGGGGCUGAACCAUUGUCUCUCUCUUAUUUGGUUGAGCUUAGCGUUGUAGCUCCAGCUGGACAAGACAGUGUAGCUGAUGAGGUCAGGAGCUUUGCAGAACAACUAAAACCACUGGUGCAGCUGGAAAAAAUUGAUCCAAAACGUUUGAUGUGA
Messenger RNA from Staurois parvus, 627 nucleotides. Lineage: Eukaryota; Metazoa; Chordata; Amphibia; Anura; Ranidae. The record is from the annotation of a GenBank genome assembly.